AGAAAAAAAAUUAAUAGGUAAAUAAGAUGUGACCCAAGCUACUUAAUAUUGCUUAAUGAAAAUUGAUUGGAAAAUAAAAAAAAGUAAAUAUAUAAUUUUGUAUAUUAAGAGAGAUUAUUAUAAUGUGAAAGUAGGUAAAUAGUAAUUAUCUAAUGUAAUAAUAUUAUUAAGAAGUAGAAGAGAGAAAAAGCGGGAGCGAGAAAAGAAAAAAAAGAAGAAGAGAACACCGGCCUCUGCAAAACAAAAACAAGAGCACAGAGACGUUACGAGUUCGAAGAAGAAAGCUUCGACGAAGAAGGAGAAGGGGCUAAAAUGGGAAACCAGAAGCAAAAAUGGACGGCGGAGGAAGAAGAAGCGCUGUUAAACGGAGUAGCAAAACACGGCCCUGGCAAAUGGAAAAACAUUCUUAAAGAUCCUGAUUUUGCUCCUUUUCUUACUCAACGUUCUAAUAUUGACCUCAAGGACAAAUGGCGGAACUUGAGCGUUAGUAAUGCUGCACAAGGUUCUAAUCCUAAAACAAGAGGGGCCCCUAAACCUAAAAUCUUACCACUUCCUCCACCCUCUAACGCCAAUGCUCAAAUUACUGCUACUGCUGAUGCUCUUAUGGAUGACUGUUUAAACAAUGCAGCAGAUGGAAAAAAUGCCCCAAGGUACAACGCAAUGAUUUUUGAAGCUCUUUCAACCCUAAAAGAUAUAAAUGGAUGUGAUAUUAGUGCUAUUGUUCACUUCAUUGAGCAAAGGCAUGAAGUGCCACAAAAUUUUAGAAGGUUAUUAGGUUCAAGGUUGAGAAGGCUUGUGUCACAAGGAAAACUGGAAAAGGUCCAAAAUGGCUAUAGAAUCAGCAAAGAUGCUGCACUGGGAGCUAAGACACCAACGCCAAGACAAAAGGAUGUCAGGCCGCGACAGUCACAGAAUUCUGGAUUAACUUCUGGCGAGACUGUGGAAGAGGCAGCUAUUGCUGCUGCUUAUAAAGUUGCUGAAGCAGAAAAUAAAUCAUUUUUAGCAGCUGAAGCAGUUAAGGAGGCAGAAAGAGUAUCAAAGAUGGCAGAAGAUACCGACUCAAUGCUCCAGUUAGUGAAAGAUAUAUAUGAGCAAUGCUCACGAGGUGAAAUUGUUCUCCUGGCUUGAUUUAGGAAAAAUCAAAAUUCUUAGUAUUCAAAUCUUUAUGUAAAUUUUUUUCCAUGAGUGGCACUAACUUGUGUUGCAUUAGGAACCAUGCCAUCUUUCUUUUACCUUUUACUUUUUCUUUUUAGGUGAAAGAAACUACAUCUUCACAAGUGAAAUCUCUCGGCUUGAGCAGUUGAAUGUACAAUUAGGGAAAUCAAAAACAUUCUUAGUUUUCAAACUUGUAUGUAAAUUUCAUUGAAUCAAUGAAACAGUUUUGAGUUCCUUGCUUCUACUAAA
This is a messenger RNA of Ricinus communis (castor bean), 1404 nucleotides long. Its product is annotated as telomere repeat-binding factor 4. The transcript is spliced from 6 exons. The record is from RefSeq and is a predicted model, not a curated record. Lineage: Eukaryota; Viridiplantae; Streptophyta; Magnoliopsida; Malpighiales; Euphorbiaceae. Gene Ontology annotation, cellular component: nucleosome. The coding region runs from base 313 to 1128 and encodes 271 amino acids. Gene Ontology annotation, molecular function: double-stranded telomeric DNA binding. Gene Ontology annotation, biological process: nucleosome assembly.